Messenger RNA from Nicotiana attenuata, 1608 nucleotides. RefSeq lists its product as uncharacterized. The record is from RefSeq and is a predicted model, not a curated record. NCBI's taxonomy places the organism in Eukaryota, Viridiplantae, Streptophyta, Magnoliopsida, Solanales, Solanaceae. The transcript has a single exon. Bases 1164 to 1457 code for a protein of 97 amino acids.
UCCUUGGAGUGAAUAGUGUUGGAAUAUGUGUUAAGAGUGUUUAAUGUAUGAGGGUUGGACUAUCUUGGUCCUUAAUGUAUAUUCCUUAAUAGACAUAGUCCUUCAUGUACACAAAAAGUAGACCUGUUUAGUCUACAGUCCUAAACCUAACGAUAUACUUCAAAACUCAAGUUAAACUUAAUCAUAUUUCUCACCUGCACUGCACACACAGAAAAGAAACCUUUUUACACGGUCAGCUUGAUGGCCUGAUAACAUAAAUAUGGCUUUAUUAAUUUCUGCAAUUUUAUCCGAGAGAGAAGAGAAGAAGAGAAGAGGGUUGAAGGUCCCGGAGGCUGAGCAGCACCACUAUCCACCAGUAAACAUAGAGGCCUCAUAUAAUUUCUUCCUUCAUGGAGUUUGUAGGCUUCCAGCAAAAUCAAUUAUCAAAAAACCUAGAGCCGCAAAACAACAAAUGCUGCCCAGACUUCGAUUUUCGUCGUGUAUUUUGAAAAGUUUCGGAGUUAUUUUUGCAUAAACUAAUCAUUGCAAUUUUCCGAAAAUGAGUUCAAAGACACAUGAAUCACUAAGGUGCUAAGUUUCUCUCGUUAUCUCAGUUCACAUAUUAGCUGAGUUCUAUUUUUUUUUUUCAACAGCUUAAUUCUUUUUGUCAAGUUAACUUCUUAGAAAAAGGAAAUGGGGCGAUCCCGCUUCCCAAACUAUUUUGAUGAACACAAAAAAAUAAAGAAGCACGUGAGAUUUGGAAAAUGAAUUAUCAGCGUGAUAGAGCAGGAAGGUUUGUUUUCUCUCGCGUUUAUGGAGUCUCACAUGAGAUGCUCGUGACUAGUUCUGUCAAAUUUAACUGGAGUUUUGGGGGCUACUGUUAGUUUUAGGGCUAUAGACUAAAAAUGUCCACCUUUUCUAUACAUGAAGGACUAUUUCUAUCAAGGGCUAUAUAUUAAGGACCAAGAUGGUCCAACCCCCAUACAUUAAGGACCAUUUUGAUCAUUUCCUCUCCCUUAUAAAUACACCUCCUUCUCCAUCGUCUUUUCUUCGUAAUCAAGUUUUAGCAUUCCUUACACAUCUUACGAUAAACCAAUCAAUUACUUAUUUCUUGUGUUAACUACUUUAAUUUCUUGUGCUAUUUGUUUUUUUCCGAGUUAGAAGGGGGAAAAACAGCAACUAUAAUGAUGUCAAUAUUCAGUUCUUUUGACGUUCUCUCUGCUGAGAUAUUUGGCCUUAAGGUGAACCGCUCUUGGGUACCCAAUACUGAGAAGAAACAACAAGAGCAAGGGGUUUCGCCUCUUGCAUCCGAUCACAAGAACGAGGCUUCUCCGCCGUCAAUUGCUUCAACCGGUGGACUCAAGAAGGUCGGAGAGGCGGCGGGGCGGUCAUCUUCGCGACCACAGCAACAAAAGAGGCCGAGGUUUGCACUGGAAUUGGACGGCGUCCACUGUUUCGAGACAAUCCUUCCCUAUUGAUUCUCUUACCAUAAUUCCAAAAUUGAAUUAUUUUUUUUUUGCUUAAAAUUGAAAUUCUUUAUUCUUAUCUGGUUGUAAUUAACCAUGGGCAUGUAACCGUAAAUUCCAUUGAUACAAUUUAUUAAAUCUGAUAUUCUAUUAUUUUGAUUUA